GCCUGGAUCAUAUUGAUACAUUCUUGACUUCAGUGCGGACUACAUUUUUAGCUUCCCUGUUGAAUCAGAGAGAGGCUAAAUAUUUAGGUAUAGUACUUUAACGAUAAUCUGGUCUUGGAGUCAACAUGAUUCGUCAGAUCCUAAUCCUGGUCCUGUUGGGUUUUACAGUGGAAGCGAGACCAAAGUGGGAGAAGUUGUUUCAGAAGUCAGAUAAUGAUCGGGUGCCAGGCCAGUACAUUGUUGCUCUAAAGCCUGGGUUCAAGGCUGACGCAUUUGUGACUAAGGUUGAAACACAGAACUCUCCGUCGUUUGCGAAUUGUUCCUUCUUCCACGUCUACAAGAGUAUCAUCAACGGGUUCGCCGCCAAACUCACCACAAAAGGCUUAGAAGAACUUCUUAGCCUUGAAGAGGUGUCUUUGGUGGAGGAGAACGGAGUUGUUCGAGCUCACCAAGCCUACCCUGGGUCGUGGGGGUUAGAACGGGUAGACCAGAGGUUCCUUCCACUAGAUGGACGGGCGGAUUUCACAGGUGACGGAAGCGGUGUGAAUGCGUACAUCUUAGACACGGGCAUCUAUCCAUCUAACAGCUAUUUCAACGCAAGAGCUACUGUGGGGUACGACGCUGUCGGCGAUGGACAGGUUUGGAGUCGCGACAAGUCUCUUGUCGGGGACGUUGUCGCUCGUCUUGGCGAAGACAGUUUUGUGAAACACUUAGCGGACAAGUCGAGCGAUAGCGUCAAGAUGUCGUUGAUCUUGAAGUUAUGA
Messenger RNA from Strongylocentrotus purpuratus (purple sea urchin), 764 nucleotides. RefSeq names its product aqualysin-1-like. Lineage: Eukaryota; Metazoa; Echinodermata; Echinoidea; Camarodonta; Strongylocentrotidae. The coding region runs from base 126 to 764 and encodes 212 amino acids. Gene Ontology annotation, biological process: proteolysis. The record is from RefSeq and is a predicted model, not a curated record. The transcript has 5 exons. Gene Ontology annotation, molecular function: serine-type endopeptidase activity.